Molecule: messenger RNA, 914 nt
Organism: Acanthoscelides obtectus
Lineage: Eukaryota; Metazoa; Arthropoda; Insecta; Coleoptera; Chrysomelidae
Source: the annotation of a GenBank genome assembly
AUGGAAAUAGAACGACAAAGAGGGAAAUAUGUUGCUAAUUGUGGCUUUGUUAACGAGACAGACGUUGAAGAGAUCUUGGCUUUGAUAGGACUGCUUUAUAUGACAGGUUGUAGAAAAGACAAUCAUCUAACUACAGCAGAAAUGUGGUCAAAGCAUGGACCAGAAGUGUAUCGAUGCGUAAUGAGUGAAACAAGAUUUAGAUUUUUGAUAUCUUACCUCAGAUUUGACGACAAAACCAUGAGAGACCGAGAAGAUAAACUUUCUCCAGUACAAUAUCUGGGGCCGCUGACAUGGUACGCGGCAACACCGACUAGAACUGGUAAACACGGAACACUAAAACCUCUGUCAUCGUUGUACCAGGAGAAUCUACAUGCGAUUUUCUCCACCGAAAUGGUAGCCGUUUUUGAUGCUGACAGAAUUUUAUCUAAGCAAUGGCCUAAGAUAACAAUCAGCAUGCCCAUGUCCAAAGGAACUCACAUGAAUGGAGACUCCGUAGGAAAAUAUAAAUCAGAAGAUACAUCUGUAGUAAGAUAGAAAUAAUCCAGUUCAAUAAAUAGAGUAUUGUAAACAAUUUGGGAAAUUAGACCGCUUCGUUUCGCGUGAGAAGCUGCUUUCGAAACGAGCACUGUUCACAGAAAAACGUAGCAAUGUCAUAGAAAUAUAAUCCAGGUAAUCUAGCAGUAGUUGGAUCAAAUUCAGAGGUAAGGACAUUUGAUGCAUCAGAAUGUUUGGCCUUUAUUCUUUAGCAAAAAAAUGAUGUCAGGACUCUGCACUUCACACGCAACGCCGUCAUCAAUGCAUAAAGGACUAUUAUUAUAAAUAGUCAAUUACGAACAUGCAUAACACAAAAAAAAAGCAAUAAGUGGAUCAAGUGAGCCAAACAGGUCCAUAGUCCCACCCAUUCUGGCAACGUC